This is a messenger RNA of Vitis riparia (riverbank grape), 1671 nucleotides long. RefSeq names its product sodium/calcium exchanger NCL-like. Bases 22 to 1578 code for a protein of 518 amino acids. The transcript is spliced from 6 exons. Gene Ontology annotation, biological process: intracellular calcium ion homeostasis; calcium ion transmembrane transport. NCBI's taxonomy places the organism in Eukaryota, Viridiplantae, Streptophyta, Magnoliopsida, Vitales, Vitaceae. The record is from RefSeq and is a predicted model, not a curated record. Gene Ontology annotation, cellular component: membrane. Gene Ontology annotation, molecular function: calcium:proton antiporter activity; calcium ion binding.
CAUGCACUCUUUUUUCUAGCGAUGGCUCUUCUCAUGCUAGUGAACCCCGGGAAUUGUGGACUUGCUAUUUUAGCUAACUCUUCCUCUGGGCUGGUCUCUGAUGGAGUUGGAGAGAUUCAGCAAUCAGAUUUUAUUGUUUUUGAGCACUGGCCUUCAUCAGAUAGCUAUAGCCAGACGAUUGGAUUCAUGCCGUACACCACCACUGUGCCUGGAAACAUUUUCCUUAUCCUUGUGUUUGUUUCCUUGAUGUUGUUUGCAGCCAAGCUCUUGUAUGAUGGGAGUGAGAUUCUGGUGGAAGUUGUUAGUCCUAGAAUUACUGGUGGAGUUUUUCUACCUCUGCUCGGCUCGCUUCUUGAUGCGCUUAUCAGCUUUGCAUCCAGGCUAUGUGGGAACAAAGAAACUGCUCAAAAUGAUAAGGUGUCAGCUGGGAUCGGUUUGCUAACUGGAUCAACUGCUAUGCUUCUGAUGUUGCUAGGGGGAUGCUGCAUCAUGGAUGGUUCAGCUGUUGGCACUGACGUCAGAAAUAGCUAUACUGCAAGGAUCAUGAUCAUAUCUGUCAUGCCAUUCAUAAUAAUCCAACUAUCACAAAUUCUCAACAGGACUUCACCAAUUUUCUUAGUGGCCUUGAUUUCACUCAUUAUCUCUGUUUCUCUAUUGCUUGCAUAUUGCCUCUAUCAGGUCUUUCACCCUUCUAUUUUGAAAAGAAGACUUGCUUAUACAAACCCCAUGCAUAUUAUGCCGAGAACUGUAAAAAAUUUGAAAUGCUGUUCAUUGGGGAGGCUCUUAACCGCUAAUGGGGAACCUGAUGUAGAAGUUAUCAGAAGGUUAUUUGCGAUGAUUGGUGAGAAUUCAGAUCAGUUGCUCUCGGCUAGUGAAUUAAGAGCACUGAUAACAGGAAUCCAGAUUAAAGACAAAGAUUCAGCUAUUAAUGAUGCUGUUGGAGAAGUAAUGAGAGAUUUUGAUUCAUGUGGGGAUUCUAAAAUUAAUAUAGAUGCCUUCAUUAAAGGAAUCUCAAGCUGGCUUGCUAAGGCUAAGCAUUCAGCAAUUUGUUCCAGUGACAAUGAUUUGAAGACAAGACUAGUUGUAGACCACUUCAAUUUGUGUCGUAACAUCUCUAAAUUAAUGAAUUUGCAUGCAACAAACAAAGAGCAUGAACUGCUGGGUGUUCAGAGUGAUGAGAUUGCAAAGAUCGAAAACCCCAAAUGGAGUGUCUCUAAAGCAGUGCUGAUGUUGCUUUUGGGGUCUCUGAUAGCUGCUACAUUUGCUGAUCCUCUAGUCAAUGCUGUUGGCAACUUCUCCACUGCUACAAACAUUCCUUCUUUCCUGUUCUCAUUUGCUGUUCUGCCUUUCGCUAGCUCCAGCGAGGCAGUGUCAGCUCUAAUGUUUGCCAGCCAAAAGAAGUUGAGGAUCACUUCUUUAACAUUUUCAAAGAUAUAUGGAGCAGUGAGCAUGAACAAGCUCCUUUGCUUGUCAGUCUUCUUAGGCCUGCUUUAUUUUCGCCAUUUAACAUGGAACUUCACAUCCGAGGUGCUGAUAAUUCUCAUUAUUUGGAGCUUUCUUCGAAAGCAAAUGAGAUGACAGAAAGGAAAAAUUGUAGCUUUGUCCACGUCAGAUUCUCAUUUAUUUAUUUAUUCAUUUUUUUAUUCUUCCUGAUGAUCUCCCUAUAAGAGA